UGUCACUCUCGCUGGUUUUCUUCCCUGUCCGAAACGCCGCCGUUCGCGCUCUCCUUUUUUUUUUGUCUCUCCUUAAUUUUCUCUCUAAAGAUUCUUCAGUUGUACUCUUCGUCAACUUCCCCACUCGUGAGAGCAGUUCCACCAACUGUGCCUUUGUAUGAUGAAGAAUCAUAGCCACAGUUGGGUUUCCUUUAAGGAAUGAGGGGAAACUAAUAACCAUUUCAACUCAAAUGGCUGCUGUGGAUCCAAUAGACAUUAGUUCUUCUGAUAGUGAGUUUGAAACGGAAGAUGCUGGAGAAAGGAAUGCCUCAUUUCCAAGGGUUCUUCCUCAAUGGGCAGUUACAGAUGGCACCAAUUCAAGGAGUACUGGCGACGUUAGGCAGUCUCAAAAGAUUUCCAAUCAAGCACACUUUUCUAAUUUGAGUUCUUCCAGUGUAAAUGAUCAUUCAGGAAAAGCUAAAGCCUCAUCUCAUCAUAGUGCCCUAGAUGAUGGUUCUGAAUAUUUGACCAUGAAUGGGAAUAUUGGUCAACCUCGGACUGUUAAUUCUCGAAUUUCUAAUGUUCCUGGUACUGAUUUUGAGAAACUGACAUCCCAGCAGGCUCUGAAGAGGACUCUUCCUCCGUCUCUUCAGCACUUUGGACAAAAUAGUAAAUCAGAUAAUUUAGUGAAUGUGGGCAGCAGUCGGAUUCAUGUUGCUCCUGGAAACUCUAACAAUUUGGGUGGACCUAGUUUUUCCAAUAGUCAGGGCUAUAUGAGAGAUCACUAUAGCAGGGGCAACACUGAUGGAGUGUCGUAUGGAAACACUAGUAGGAUUCUUCCUCCAUCUUUUUUGCAAGGAAAUUCUGUGAAUUUUACACAGUUUGCUGGUCCAGAAAAUCCUGUAUACAAUGCUGGAAUAAGUGAUGAAAGAGUUCCCAUAAGUGAUGAAAGAAUGAUUUAUCAAGCAGCACUGGAGGACCUCAGCCAACCAAAAGCUGAAGCUAGUAUUCCUGAUGGUUUUCUGUCUGUUCCUCUCUUCAGACAUCAGAAGAUUGCAUUACAUUGGAUGCUUCAAAGAGAAACAAGAACUAGAAUUUGUGCAGGUGGAAUAUUAGCUGAUGAUCAGGGCCUCGGUAAAACAAUCUCAAUGAUUGCUCUUAUACAAAUGCAGAAGUUUUUAGAGUCCAAAUUAAAACCAGAAGAUCCAGAAAAAUGUGAAGUUGUAUCUUUGAAUUUGGACGACGAUGAUGAUAAUGGUACUAGUGGGACAGGCACAGUAAAGCAAAAUAGAGAAUCAAAUGAUACCAAGUCGAUUCCAGAAGUUAGUACUUCUAGCAAAGCAAUUAGUAGACAGAGGUUACCAGCAGGGACAUUGGUUGUGUGUCCAGCAACUGUUCUUCGACAGUGGGCGAGGGAGCUGGAUGAAAAAGUUGCCGAGGAAUCUAAACUUUCUGUCCUCAUCUAUCAUGGGGGCAGCAGAACCAAGGAUCCUUCUGAACUUGCCAAGUAUGAUGUGGUUCUGACAACAUAUUCGCUUGUUGCCAAUGAAGUUCCUAAACAAGCUAUUGCCGCUGAUGAUGAAAUUGAUGAAAGAACUGCAGAAAAAUAUGGAUUAUCUUCUGACUUUUUAACCAACAUUAAGAGGAAGAAAACAACCAAUGUCGCUAAGAAUGGGAAAAAAGGUAGAAAGGGAAUUGAUGGCUCCCUUAUUGAUUCUAGCUCUGGUGCCCUUGCUAGGGUAAAUUGGUUAAGGGUGAUACUAGAUGAAGCUCAAACAAUAAAAAAUCAUCGAACACAAGUUGCUAGAGCCUGCUGUGGUCUUCGAGCCAAGCGGAGGUGGUGCUUAUCUGGAACACCCAUUCAAAAUGCUAUUGAUGAUUUAUAUAGCUACUUCAGGUUCCUGAAACAUGAACCGUAUGAUGUGUAUAAAUCAUUUUGCUUAGGGAUAAAAGUUCCAAUAUCUAGAGAUCAUGUAAAAGGUUACAAGAAGCUGCAAGCUGUUUUGAAGAUAGUUAUGUUGCGCCGCACAAAAGCGACAUUGAUCGAUGGGGAGCCAAUAAUCAAGUUGCCGCCAAAGUCAAUUCACAUGUCCAAAGUAGACUUCUCAGCUGAUGAGCGGGCUUUCUAUACCCAACUAGAAGCUGAUUCACGUUCUCUAUUUAAGCAAUAUGCAGCUGCGGGCACACUGCACCAAAAUUAUGCAAAUAUUCUUUUGAUGCUUUUGCGCCUACGUCAGGCUUGUGAUCAUCCACUUCUUGUCAAAGGAUUUAACUCUGAUUCCAUUCGGAACUCUGAUUCCGUUCUAGACUCUGACCCCGUUGGGCAAGUUUCUGUAGAAAUGGCAAAGACACUUCCUAGUGAACUGCUGCUUAAUCUACUGAACUGCUUGGAAGCUUCCUUUGCCAUCUGUCUUGUAUGCCAUGAUACACCUGAUGACCCCGUUGUUACCAUGUGCGGUCAUGUUUUCUGCUACCAGUGUGUCUCAGAAUAUCUUACCGGCGAUGAUCAUACGUGCCCUGCACCUGAAUGUAAAGAACAACUUGCUGAUGAUAUAGUUUUCUCUAAACCUACUCUUAGGAGCUGUCUUGCUGGUGAAAGUAAUGGUAGUCCAACACAUCCCCAGUCCUUUGAAAAGUCAGCGAUUUUACAAAAUGACUACAGUUCAUCAAAAAUCAAGGCCGUCAUUGAGAUUCUUCUGUCAAAAUGUUUAUUAAAGAAUUCAAUUCCUGAAUCACCAAGUUCUAUUGGAAUCAGUGAAAUUCCUUUUACUUCUGAACAGACAUUUACAGAAACCGGUAAUUCAUGCGGUGGAGCUGUAAAGCGCACAACAGUUCAUUUAGACUCUUUAGCUGAUGGACCAAUAAAAGCAAUUGUUUUCUCACAAUGGACUGGUAUGUUGGACUUGGUUGAGCUCGCAUUACGUCGUCAUGGUAUAAACUACAGGAGACUGGAUGGAAAAAUGACUCUUAUUUCACGAGACCGAAAUGUCAAAGAUUUCAAUUCUGACCCAGAGGUUACUGUGAUGAUCAUGUCAUUAAAAGCUGGAAACCUUGGUUUGAAUAUGGUUGCUGCUUGUCAUGUUAUCCUUCUGGACCUCUGGUGGAAUCCAACCACUGAAGACCAGGCAAUUGAUCGAGCACAUAGAAUUGGUCAGACUCGUCCUGUUACUGUAACUCGGAUCACCAUUAAAGACACAGUGGAAGAUCGAAUAUUAUCUCUUCAGGAAGAAAAAAGAAAAAUGGUCGCGUCUGCUUUCGGUGAAGAUCAAAGUGGGGGCACAGCGACUCGAUUAACGGUGGAAGAUCUCCGAUAUCUAUUUAUGGGAAAUUAGCCCUCUCAUUUCAUUGAUUACCUCUGCCAUAAAUGUUCCUACUUGAAGAUCCCAUCAAGAAUGUUCGACAUUUUAAAAAUUUCGAUCGGAACUGGGCAUUGAACAUAUCUGCUGCGAGCUAAAUGCUGUCAUGUUUUGCGAAUUUAAGAUGCCGACUUAUGCGAUACUUUUUAAGUCGAGCCAUUUUUUUGUCGAGAAAGUGCAGAAAUAGGAAAGCUAGGAUGUUUACAGAUGUUCUAAUUAGUUUUCAAUCUACAUCAAACUUUUGUGUAGUUAACCUCAUUUUCUCUUAAUGUUAUAGAUAAAUGUUAUUUCUAAACUGUGUUUGCUUGUCUCUAAGC
This is a messenger RNA of Hibiscus syriacus, 3652 nucleotides long. RefSeq names its product helicase-like transcription factor CHR28. The record is from RefSeq and is a predicted model, not a curated record. NCBI's taxonomy places the organism in Eukaryota, Viridiplantae, Streptophyta, Magnoliopsida, Malvales, Malvaceae. The coding region runs from base 231 to 3311 and encodes 1026 amino acids. Gene Ontology annotation, molecular function: ATP binding; ATP-dependent chromatin remodeler activity. The transcript has 11 exons.